Molecule: messenger RNA, 705 nt
Organism: Photinus pyralis (common eastern firefly)
Lineage: Eukaryota; Metazoa; Arthropoda; Insecta; Coleoptera; Lampyridae
Product: odorant receptor Or2-like
Exons: 3
Coding region: 1-705 (234 amino acids)
Biological process (GO): detection of chemical stimulus involved in sensory perception of smell; sensory perception of smell
Cellular component (GO): plasma membrane
Molecular function (GO): olfactory receptor activity; odorant binding
Source: RefSeq, a predicted model, not a curated record
AUGAGUUACAGCUUUACGGGCUGUUUAGUUUUGCAGGUCGCGGUGGUCACCUUCUUAUGUUUCGAAUACGCGCUAACGGACACCAUAAAGUUAAGCAUCAUGAUACAAUUGAAACUUCACUUUAAAUAUCUGAAGUUAAGCGUUCAAGAGCUGAUCGCAAAUGCAAAAGAUGAAUUUUGCAUGGAGAACGAAUUGGAAAGCUGGUCGGUCUGUCAGUAUGAUAUACCUUUCGUAUACCUCCAAAAGCAAUCGAAAAGAGUUAUCGACCAUUAUAAUUACAUCAUCCAAGUUGCAAGCGAAACGGAAUUGAUAUUUAACAAAUGUGUGCUGUUUAGUUUUAUUAGCAUGUCGUUUGUGAUUUGUCUCGCCAUGUUGCGGAUAUCAAAUAUGCAACAAGUUAACACCGAACAUUUAGAGUUUUUAUUUUAUAUAAUUGCGCCUUUGAUAGUGUUUUUCGUAGAUUGCUAUUUUACACAGGAAGUGAUUACAGAGAAUGAAGCUUUCGCUUACUCGUUUUACGAAAUUGAUUUUAUUGGAACCCACUUGGCAUUCCAAAAAUGUUUAAUUUUAUGUAUCGCAAGAGCUCAGAGGUUAGUUUCAUUUACGAUUGGAAAAUUUGUGCCUCUUACGAUGGUUGCAACAAUUACAAUCGUGAAAGCGUCAUUUUCCUACUACACCUUGCUGAAGAGCCGCAAUAAGGAUUAG